UGUUUGUUUAUUAGAGAAUUUCCACCACAGUACUUAUCCACAUGUAACUCCACAUAGUUACUGCGGCACUGAUUUUUGGUCGUUAAACGUAUUGUAUCUUUACAGGUAAGUAUUUUUUGGACCAUGUAGUUACGCACAAACUUUACAUAAACACAGAUAUCUUUAGAGGCAUCUUUAAAAUAACCCUAGAUACGUCCGCUAUAGAGCCAGUCAGUAUACACACCGCUGUAAAUGCCGACACCGGCCUUUCUUUGGUUAAUUAUUGCAUUAGAAAGGAACACUGAUAAGAUUUAUAAGCUCUCUGAAUUGCUUAAAGAUUACACUGCAGAAAAAAUGUUAUGAUACAAAAACAAACAGGAAAAAGAUCACUUCCACUACUCUGUGACAUCUUCACAAUCACUCUGGUGAUUAUCAUUAAUAUAAGAAUGUAUGAGAGAAUGUGAACUGAAUGUGCCGACUGAGAUGAUUGGCUUGUACAUCCCUAUGCAAUAAAACAAUCUGACUUCUCAAGGACUGGAAAAGGCAGUGCCCAAUAGUUAAGAUAAGCAGAGAUGGAAAAUGUGCUGCCUCUGACAGCGGAGAGUCUCAUCCUGUCUUUCUGUCCAAAAAAGAAACACAAACUCUGUAAUUAUGACAUUUUAAUGAUUUGGAUGGUUACUGGCCACUAGAUUAAAUUUAGCAGUUUAAAGAGGAGUAAACAACCAACAUGAUGCUCCUUUAUAUAUACUGUAAAUAAAGACCUGUGAUUUCUUGAUAUUACAUCAAAUUAAACUAUUUCCCUUUACAAUUGCCUGAAUACCAAACUAAUCUUUUAAGGAAAAAUCUUGGCACCUCAUGUGAUGUAUUAACCAUUAUCAUGAAGGUUGCACCUUUUUCCGUUUAAACUUGCUGACAUUACAUAAUACAACACAGACUGUAAUGAGCUACUGAUAACUGCAGUUUAGGAGCCAUAGGUCGCAGUAUACCUCGAUUCCCCUUCCCAGGACACUCAGUAGGAGUGUAGGACUCGGAGAGAGAGGGACAGUCACCAGAGAAUCAGUAACAGCUCCCAGCACAGAGGAGAUCGUUUCAGAAAGGACAUACAGCCUCUGGAAGCUUUGCUGGGAAAAGCAGCAAAACAACAACUGCUGACCAAAAGGGAGACUCCAAGACUGCAUUUUCCAAUUCUGCGUCCAGUGAAAUUUACAGAAAGCUGCCAUGAAGCUGAAGAUACCAAACCCAGGACUGGAUGAGCGGAUCCCCUCUCAUGCGGACCUGGAGAGGAUGGAGAAAGAAGAGGCUGGGGAGAGGCCCAAAUGGGACAACAAAGCCCAGUACCUGCUCACCUGUGUGGGCUUCUGUGUGGGACUUGGCAACGUCUGGAGGUUCCCAUACCUGUGUCAAAGUCAUGGAGGAGGAGCAUUUAUGAUCCCGUUUCUGAUCCUGCUGGUUCUGGAGGGAAUCCCACUGCUGCACCUGGAGUUUGCCAUCGGUCAGCGCCUGAGGAAAGGCAGCGUGGGAGUGUGGAGAUCAAUCAAUCCCUGCCUGACUGGAGUUGGUAUUGCAUCCUUGCUUGUCUCAUUUUUGGUGGGUAUGUACUACAACACCAUCAUGGCCUGGAUCAUGUGGUAUCUCUUCAACUCCUUUCAAAGUCCUCUGCCUUGGAGCCAAUGUCCUCUCAAUGCUAACAGGACAGGUCUGGUAGAGGAGUGUGCUCGGAGCACCACCGUUGACUACUUCUGGUACAGGGAGACUCUGAACACUUCAACAGGUAUCGGUGAGUCUGGGGGCCUGCAGUGGUGGAUGGUACUGGCCCUGGUAGCUGCCUGGUCUUUGCUCUACGUCUGCUGCAUCCGGGGCAUCGAGACCUCUGGAAAGGCUGUGUACGUCACUUCCACUCUGCCAUAUUUGGUCCUCACCAUCUUCCUCAUCAGAGGACUGACUCUGAAAGGCUCCCUAGAGGGAGUCAAGUUCCUCUUCACGCCAGAUGUGAAUGAGUUAAUGAAUCCACAAACUUGGUUAGAUGCAGGAGCCCAAGUUUUCUAUUCCUUCUCUGUGGCUUUUGGAGGUCUCAUCUCGUUCUCCAGUUACAACUCUGUUCACAACAACUGCGAGCAGGAUGCCGUUCUCAUCUCUAUCAUCAAUGGCUGCACCUCAGUGUACUCUGCAACGGUUAUCUACUCUAUCAUCGGCUUCCGGGCCACGCAAAAAUACGAUGACUGCAUGGGAGACAACAUCCUGGAGCUGAUAAAUGCCUUCAACUAUCCUGAAGGCACUAUCACAGAGAGCAACUACAACGAGGUUCUGACGCACCUCAACCAAACGCAACCCGCUAUCAUUCAAGGGUUGCAAAUCCAGACCUGUGACAUGCAGACCUUCCUCAGUCAGGGUGUGGAGGGAACAGGUUUGGCCUUCAUCGUGUUCACGGAGGCAAUCACCAAGAUGCCUGUUUCUCCUCUCUGGGCUGUCCUCUUCUUCAUCAUGCUCUUCUGCCUCGGCCUCUCGACUAUGUUUGGCAACAUUGAGGGAGUCGUGGUUCCUUUGCAGGACCUCAGAGUGUUGCCCCGAACUUGGCCCAAAGAAGUUUUCUGUGGUCUGACUUGUUUAAUUUCUUGCGUUUUCGGGCUCAUAUUUGCUCUGCGCUCUGGAAACUACUGGCUGGCUCUUUUUGACAACUUCGCAGGUUCUAUCCCCCUUCUGAUCAUCGGAUUCUGUGAAAUGUUUGCUGUUAUCUACAUUUAUGGGAUAGACAGGUUUAACAAGGACAUUGAGUUCAUGAUUGGCCACAAGCCCAAUAUGUUCUGGCAGGUGACAUGGAGAGUGGUUAGCCCACUCAUCAUGAUCGUCAUCUUGAUUUUCUACUUCAUUACCCAAAUCUCGAAGACACUCACUUAUUUGGUCUGGGACGAGGAGGCGGCGAGCUUCCCCACCCUUGAACCGCGUCCAUAUCCCUCCUGGAUCUACGUCAUCAUCUUCAUCUUGGCUGGAGUUCCCAGUUUAGCCAUCCCAGUUACCGCCCUCUUCAAGUUCAUCCAGAGCAAAUGCUGUAAGCAGAAGGACUACAGUGACAAGAAACUGGACACCAUCUCUGCAAAAAUACAAAUGAGUGACAAAAAGUUUUAAAUAGCUUUUCUAUUGAUUAUUUAAAAAUGUGUUGAGGUGGACCUGUUUUAUUAUACUUAUUGCUUUUCUCUUCCUUGUGCCCUGUACAAUAAUAAAAGACUACUGACUGGAAAAGUAGAAGUAAAUUUAGAAACAUUUUCUGUAAAAUACUUGUUUUGGAGAAAAGAGUAAUUGAUAAUACUUUUCUUGUUAUUGUAAUAUGUAUGUACAAUAGUAUGAAUCUGUUUAUUACAUUAAAGGAAUAGUUGGACAUUUUGGGAAAUACACUAAUUUGCUUUCUUGCUGAGAGUAAGACAAGAGGAUUGAUGCCACUCUAAAGUUUGUGCACUAAAUAUAAAGGUACAGCCAGCUGCUGGUUAGCUGAGCUUGGCUAGCUAGGAAAACAGCUAGCCCAGCUCUGUCUAAACAUAAUAAAGUCUGCGUACCAGCACAUCUAAGGCUCUUAUUAAUUUUUGUAUAUCCCAUUUGUUUAAUCCGUGUAACAACAAAAAAUGUAAAAAUCAGUAUGUCGUUUAACAUGAUUAGCUUUUCCCCCGUUUCCAGCCUUCAUGCCAAGCUAAGCUAACCUGCUGCUGGCUGCAGCUAUUUAUAUUUAGUACAAAGAUAUGAAAGUGGCAUCAGUUUUGUCUCAUUCUCUGUAAGAAAACCAAUAAGCAUAUUGCUUAAUAUUGUAAAUUUUACUAUACACAUGUUUCUAGUGUACAAAAAUAUUUUAUUUUAAUAUUUUGUAAAUAAUCUUCAACAGAGUGAAUUCUUGUUAAAACUUUUGACAUACUGCAAGCAUGUCUUUCUUUUUUAAAGCAAAAAUUAUUACAUUCAUGUGAUCAGUGCAUUUUAGUCAAACUGUUGUUGUCUAUAAGUUUGUUAGUUUUUUAUUGUGGGGGAGUGUUGUAAAGUUUUAACGUUUGGUGUAUUUUACAAAACUGUACUUACACUGCCAUAAACUGUCAUCUGUACUCUGUAUCAAUACUCUUCUCUCAGAAAUAGGCCUAUGUGUUAUAAGAGUAAAUCAUGUAGAAUACAUGAGCUUACUGGCACUUUAAAUUAUUUUGCUUGGCAACACUUGCAUGUCACAGUUUCCUAUUGUAACAGUGACUUUGAAUAAACCUUCAAAAUAAAACACUACUAACA
Messenger RNA from Seriola aureovittata, 4233 nucleotides. RefSeq names its product sodium-dependent neutral amino acid transporter B(0)AT1-like. Gene Ontology annotation, cellular component: membrane. The transcript has 12 exons. Gene Ontology annotation, biological process: sodium ion transmembrane transport. NCBI's taxonomy places the organism in Eukaryota, Metazoa, Chordata, Actinopteri, Carangiformes, Carangidae. The record is from RefSeq and is a predicted model, not a curated record. Bases 1198 to 3102 code for a protein of 634 amino acids.